Molecule: messenger RNA, 4345 nt
Organism: Malania oleifera
Lineage: Eukaryota; Viridiplantae; Streptophyta; Magnoliopsida; Santalales; Ximeniaceae
Exons: 11
Coding region: 21-4025 (1334 amino acids)
Biological process (GO): negative regulation of DNA-templated transcription
Molecular function (GO): transcription corepressor activity; acyltransferase activity, transferring groups other than amino-acyl groups
Source: RefSeq, a predicted model, not a curated record
AUACCCUGCGGCAGGUCUGCAUGCAAAGCUCUUCAAUGGCGGCCGACCUUGAAGAACCAGAGCCCGAGAGACAGAGCAAGCGCAGGAGAUUCGAGAAUAGAAUGAAGCUUCUCGUUGCGGAGAAAGUUGAGGUUAGGAGUUUGGAAGAUGGAUUUCUGGGUUCAUGGCACUCAGGAACAGUGAUUGCCUGUGAAAAUCAAGCCCGUUGUGUCAAAUAUGAUCAUAUUCUAAAUGAUGAUACAUAUGAAAGCCUUGUUGAACGAGUGGUUGUUUCUGGCGUCAUCAAUGGCGAUGCCAUUUCUGCCGGGGGAGCUUCCUGUAAUUCCCGGGGGCUGAUAAGGCCAUUACCGCCUCACUGGGAUUGUGGGAAGUGGAGCUUCCACUAUGGACUCUGUGUGGAUGCCUUUUACAGGGAGGCUUGGUGGGAAGGGGUGAUAUUUGAUCAUGAUGAUGGUUCACAGGAGAGGAAAAUUCUUUUCCCGGACCUGGGCGACGAAUUGAAUAUUGGAAUAGACCUUUUGCGGGUUACUCAGGAUUGGGAUGAAGCCACAGAGGAUUGGAAGCUGCGGGGAGACUGGGUGUUUCUUGAACUGAUCGAUGAAUACGAGCAAGAAUGGCCUCUUUUUGUUUCUAUUAAGCAAAUUUGGUAUGACAUGCGGACAAAGAAGGGUUUUGAAAAGGUGGGGGAGUGGACUUGUUCCAUGAAAGAUGCAUGGAGAGAGUUGGUGUUGGAGACCAUUGAGGAUAACUUUAAGCUGACCGUAGAUAAGUUUUUGGAUGAAUUGGGUUUUUCAGGGUGUUUGGGACAAGUAGGGGAAUUGGAGCUAUCUGAUUUCGUUCCUGCUCUUGAUGCUGAUUUGGCUAAAUCUGGUGCUGUGGUGCCUGUUAAGAAUGUCUGUCCUCGGGAUGGAUUGGACGAUCGUAGUAUGGAGGUUGACAAUGAUGAAGUGGGGCAGAUGCAACCUCAGGCUUUGUCUGUUUUACCAUCCAAGCCAGGCCGAAGUUCUGGUAUGAGUUCAUUUACCAACAGUGAAGGAUUUUUUAGCACCCAUUAUGAUGAGCUCAAGCAGAUGCCAACACAUGCAACAUGUACAAGAAGAAAAGCAUGGCUGCCUGUUGGCCAUGACAUAGUUCCUGGAGCCGAGUUCUGCCCAAGUGCUGUCAUUGAAUAUGCCCGUAUUUCUGCUGACAACAAGAAACCUUCAAAUUCUCUUGCAACAAAUGUUAGGAAACAUCUCUCAUACCUGGGCUGGAAAAUGGAGUUUAAAAGGGAUACCAUACUGCUCUCUAGCAAGAACUGCAUGACAAAGAAAGAACAUAAUAUGGUUAGACUGCGUUACUUGUCACCUGAUGGGAAGAAAUAUUAUUCUCUUUCUCAGCUUUGCCAGGAUUUGAGGGAGACUCUUGCUGAAAUAGAUUCUCUUGUCAAUGAAGAUGAAUGUAGAAGUGUAGAUACUUUGCCUAGUGAUUUGUUCUCAUCUCAGCUUCUUGUGCAAUCAGAUGUAAAUGAGUGCUUACCUGUGCCUUCACCUUCUGAUAAUGAUGGCAGCGAUAAUGUUGAUGUUUUUAUUGAACCUGAAUAUUGUCCUCAAGCUGUGCUGAACUGGUGUUUUCUUGGAUCAAGAAAUGACAAAUAUCAGGGAUGGAAGAAGGAUAAUAAGCGUGCUGACCUGUCUUAUAAAGCAAAGAAGCACCUUUCUGCACUGGGGUGGAGUUUUUGGUAUGUACGAAAGCAAACAAAGCGUGAAAUGCGCUAUUGCUCCCCAGGAAAAAAGAUUUUUUACUCACUUCGCACAGCCUGUGAAUACUGCAUAGAAGAAGGAAAUUUUUUUGGUAAAAAUGCCUCCACCUGUAAAAAUGAGGGAAAACUAAAUAUCAGCAAGGAAUCCAAGUUUACAGAAUUUCAGGGAUGUUCCAGAGCACUAAGUUCACUGCCUGAUAAUUGUCCAAUGGAAUCUUUGGAAAUGUCACCCUCAAGAGAACUUGUCGAGGUAGGUAAAAUGAAUGGAGGAAUUAUGAAAUUACGACUGAAGAGAAAGAAUGGUGUAUUACAUAAUUUAGCUCACUUGCUUCAAGGUCAAACAGAAGUCAGUUUACAUGUUAGACAAGAUGAGUUAGCAGUUGGAUCAAUAACCAAUAGAAAGCCAAAGGAAAUGAGGCAUCAGAAUGCCAGCUGUCCAAAGAUGAAGAAGGCAAAGCCGCCUGGAGCUUUGACAUUGGAUGGUAGUUAUUCGACCCGUGUGCUAAGAUCAAAGAAAAGAGCAAAGCAGGUAGUGGCUCCUAGUUCCACACACCACAACCCUAGAACUGUACUUUCUUGGUUGAUAGACAACAAUGUGGUGCUGCCAAGGGCAAAAGUACGUUACAGGAGCAGAAAAGAUUCUCAUUCAAUGGCAGAAGGGCGGAUAACUCGUGAUGGGAUCAAAUGCAUUUGUUGCCAAGAAGUGUUCACUCUCAGGGGUUUUGAAGCUCAUGCUGGCAGCAGUUGCCAACGGCCAGCAGCAAACAUUUUUUUGGAAGAUGGUAGGUCUUUGUUAGAAUGCCAGAUGCAAAUUAAACGGAGCAAUGAUAUAAGCAGCUUUGCUACAGAAAGUCAUCCUGGGGUAAGGGGUGAUCGGCAUCAAUGUGAUAAUGACUACAUAUGCUCUGUUUGUCACUAUGGUGGUGAAUUAAUUUUAUGCGAUCAGUGCCCAUCAUCAUUCCAUAAAAGCUGUCUCGGUCUGAAGGAUAUUCCGGCUGGUGAUUGGUUCUGUCCAUCAUGCUGUUGUAGAAUUUGCGGCGAAAGCAAAUUGAAUGGAAAUAUUGAUGAUCAUACAGAUACUAGUUUUCUCAACUGUGAUCAGUGUGAGAGUCGAUAUCAUGUGUGCUGCCUAAGGAAAGAAGGGCUAGUUAAGCUGGGAAGUAAUCCUAAAGGAAAUUGGUUUUGCAGUAAAAUUUGUGAAAAGAUAUUUUUGGGCCUUGACAAGCUUCUAGGGAAACCAGUACCAGUGGGUGUCAAUCAUUUAACUUGGACUUUGUUAAAAUCCAAAAAAUAUGAUAACCACAGUCCUAAUAUAAAUGAUGUUGAGGCCUUGACGGAGAAUUACAGCAAGCUCAAUGUUGCUGUUGGUCUGAUGCAUGAGUGCUUUGAGCCUGUUAGGGAACCUCACACCAGGAGGGAUCUAGUUGAAGAUGUUAUUUUCAGUAGGAGCUCAGAGCUAAACCGUUUGAACUUCCAAGGGUUUUAUACAGUGCUUCUGGAGAGAAACGAUGAAUUGAUUAGUGUGGGCACUGUAAGGGUCCAUGGGAAGAAGGUGGCAGAAGUACCGCUUGUUGGCACCCGGUUUCAAUAUCGCCGUCUUGGAAUGUGUCGCAUUUUGAUGAAUGAGCUUGAAAAGAAGUUCACUGAAUUAGGAGUGGAGAGGCUGGUCUUGCCUGCUGUUCCGAGUGUGUUGAACACAUGGACUACUUCAUUUGGGUUUUCAAAGAUGACACAUUGUGAGAGACUAGAAUUUUUGCCUUACACUUUCCUGGAUUUCCAAGGUACCGUUAUGUGUCAGAAACUCUUGAAAAGUACCCCUUUAAUGGAACCAAGAGGAAUUCCGCAUAAACUUCAUGACGAUAUUAAUGCAGCCAAUGAUAAUGAGUUGGAUGGUCACAGUCCCAUCUCUGAAGUAUUUCAAGCAGAACAAAUUGAGGAGAAUGAAAUUGUGGACCAAGGACCAUUGAAUUUGUGGGAUGGAUUCAGAGUAUGGCCCCCAUUGCUAAACAACUAUUUCAUCAAGAAUGAUGGUUCACUGAUCACUGUGAUUUUUGGUAGUGCUAAUGUAGGCGAGAGUAGCAAUGGCAGCUACAGCAUGUCGACUCCUGUUGCUUUGGUGAGGCAAGAAGCUCUCCUUGGACGCAAAACGUGCUGUUGCGAUAUCAGUCUGGAGGGUUCUGUUGAAGAUGCUGAUCAUAAGAAGGAAGUUGGGUAUGUUAGCAAUGACCACAGUUGUUUCAAAUACUACAAGAGACGGAAGAUAUCAUUCAAUGGGGAUUUCUGAACCUGGCUGAAUACAAUUGUAAGUAAGGCCAUAAAAAUUAGUGAGCAGGGAAGAUUUUGUUGAGCUGGUCACCCAGGCUAGUUUGGGCAUGAAAUUUUGCUUUUUUGAUUGUAUGUGCAGAUUCCUUCUCUCCUUGUAAAUGUUAUAUUAAGGUUUGGGGGUCCUGUUUAUUCAUGUAUAGUUGAGGAGAGGUUGCAAUUAAGCAAGCUCAUUUCGAGUUUCUUUUUGCGAGAACAUGGCCACGUUAGUAUCAUUCUAAGUUGGAAAUGGCUUUGUUUAUGUUUUAGUAAGAAGAAUCAUUACUACUAUUAGCUGCUCAA